AACAUCUAACCUCUAAUCCCUUACUCUAAUGGCAACUCCAUCAUCUCUGCUUCUCUCAUUACUAAUAAUUCUAUAUUUAGCUUUGGAAUUCGACAUCGCUCGUUCCGAUCCCGACCCGCUUCAAGAUUACUGCGUAGCCGACCCGAAAGCCUCCACAUCUUCCUUCUUCAAUGGCAUUCCUUGCAUAAACCCUAAUUUAGCUAAUACACAACAUUUCACAACAUCGGCUCUAUCCCUACCUGGAAACACCAAAAACCUAUUCGGAUUCAGCGUUACACUAACAAACACCCAAAACUUACCCGGAAUCAACACAUUGGGCUUGACAUUGGCUCGAAUCGACAUCGGCGGCAGAGGGAUUGUGCCGCUCCACUCGCACCCGAGAGCCUCGGAAGUGACGAUUUGCUUGAUUGGGCGAAUGGUUGUGGGGUUUGUGGACACUUCGAAUCGGGUGUUUACGAAGAAAUUAGGGCCAGGAGAGUCGUUUGUUUUUCCGAAGGGAUUGGUUCAUUUCAUGUACAAUGAAGAUGUGAAGAACUCGGCUGUCGCGGUCUCUGGGCUUAACAGCCAAAACCCCGGCGCCCAAUUGGUGGCGUUGGCGGCGUUCGGUUCUAAACCUGAAAUCCCCGAAGAAGUGUUGAAGAAGUCUUUUGAAAUUAGCGAAUGUGAGAUCGCUCAUAUUCGUAAGAGUCUUGGCGGGUGAUGUAUUUAUAUGAAACUAAUUUAUGUAAAAUCCAAUCAAUAUGUUGUGUAUACUAUAUGGAUAACGUUGUCGUGAUAUUGUUGAUAAA
Cucurbita moschata (crookneck pumpkin) is the source of this 788-nucleotide messenger RNA. Its product is annotated as germin-like protein subfamily 1 member 1. NCBI's taxonomy places the organism in Eukaryota, Viridiplantae, Streptophyta, Magnoliopsida, Cucurbitales, Cucurbitaceae. Gene Ontology annotation, cellular component: cell wall. The record is from RefSeq and is a predicted model, not a curated record. The transcript has a single exon. Gene Ontology annotation, molecular function: manganese ion binding. The coding region runs from base 29 to 700 and encodes 223 amino acids.